GCAACAAAUUUAUUCAUUCGUUAUUUCAACGCGAAUAGCUUUAAAAACCAUCAAAUCAAAAAAAUUUAAAUUAUUUAAUUUAGUCUUAAGUUGAUCCAAAAAUGGUGACUUCAUGUGAAAUUAAGUUUGACAACAAUCCAAAUGGAACUUACUUAUCAGGACAGAUGAUAACAGGCAAAGUUAUCUUAAAUUUGUCCGAAAAGAAAAAAGUUCGAUCAGUCUAUUUGAAAAUUGAGGGCUAUGCAAAAUGCAGCUGGACUGUCACAAAAGGUCGUGGAAAUGGUCGGCGUUCAAUUACAUAUAAAGGUCGUGAAGAUUAUUUGAAUCAAGUGACAUAUUUACUAGGAACUGAAUCGGGACCGAAUUUAGACUUAGCUGCUGGAAUCACAACGUAUUCAUUUGCAUGUAUGCUGCCUGAAAGUUUACCGUCAUCGUUUGAAGGAAAAUAUGGACAUAUAAGAUAUAGCUGUAAAGCAGUACUUGAUCGUCCGUUAAAAACUGAUAAGGAAUUCAGGCUACCAUUUAGUGUCAUUAAAUCAGAAGAUUUAAAUGCUAUUCCAUCAUUGACGAUUCCAACAAAGAGUGAAAUUAUCCGACAUUUUUAUUGUUGUUGCUUUAAGUCUAAGCCAUUUUAUAUGUCUGCAGCUAUUCCAUUUUCUGGAUAUGUACCAGGACAAAAAGUCGAUUUAAUAAUCUUUAUGAAUAAUCAAUCAAAUGUUGAUGUUGAAGGAACUAAGGUGACAUUAGAGAGAAGUACACAAUAUAUAAGUCAAAAUCCAAGGAAGAAAAUCAGAAGUGAAUUGUUAGCAGUAAAAGAAGUUUAUGGAACUGGAAUGAUCAAAUCUGGAUCUGGAGAAGUUAGAAUAUCCCUAGAAAUUCCACCAUUAUCACCAACAAAUAUUAAUUAUAGUCGUAUCAUUACGACAUGCUAUCAACUUCGUGUAGUCGCAAAAGUUAACGGUGCUCACAAGAAUCCAUAUUUGAACAUUCCAAUUAAAAUCGGCACUAAUCCAUUAUUAGCAUCAUUGCCUAUACCCCAAUAUAAUACAUUAUUUGAUGCCUCAUUCAGUUCACAGCCUUCAGCACCGUCAAUAAGCCAUCCAAUGGAUUUACCACCACCAUCUUAUGAAGAAGCCACACAAAUUGUACCGGAAAUGUCUGUCGAUGACGCGAAUAUCAGCAUUUUUAAUCCACGUUAUCCAGUCUGGAAUUUCUCAUCGCAAAUGCCCACGGCUCCGAUAUAUCCAGCCAUUUCGCCAAUUAAAGUGCCACUCAAUUAAGUAUUCUUAAAUAUAAUAAAAAUUUGUAAGGAAUGGCAUCUAAUGGUUUUGUUGCUAAGCGCAUUUCAUUAGUACGAAGAAGCUAGUCAUGAUUUUGGUGAUUAUUGGAAGAUUAAAACAGACUUGCGUCAUUUCGAAUGUUUGCAGUUAUGUAAAAUUUUGAAAUUUCAAAAUUUAUUUUCCGUUAAAGCAUAAAAC
This is a messenger RNA of Chironomus riparius, 1478 nucleotides long. The record is from the annotation of a GenBank genome assembly. Lineage: Eukaryota; Metazoa; Arthropoda; Insecta; Diptera; Chironomidae.